Molecule: messenger RNA, 489 nt
Organism: Trypanosoma conorhini
Lineage: Eukaryota; Euglenozoa; Kinetoplastea; Trypanosomatida; Trypanosomatidae
Exons: 1
Coding region: 1-489 (162 amino acids)
Source: RefSeq, a predicted model, not a curated record
AUGCGGCGACAACAGGAGAGUUCAAAGCUGACCCCACGCCGUCGGCACGCGGUCUCCGGAGUCUCGGCGCAGGCGGAGGUUAAACGCCGUGAGGUGCAAUCGCUAUUGCCCCCCCCCCCCCCACUGAAGGAGGAGGAAACAAACUCGCAGACGAAUCCCCGUCGCAUCGCAGUGAUGCCCAAAACGGCCACCCCUUCACUUCUUCUCCCCUCCAUUGCUUGGCGUCAUCCACACAGAACUGAAGAUGCCGUGCAACAGAAGCCAAGCGGGGCUCGGCGCGGCAAGUAUUACCCUGUUGUGCCUGUGUUGCCGCGUCAUGCGCCAACCCCCGCUUCCACGGCCGAUGACGAGGGAGUGCUUACUCAUUGCAGUGCAUACCGUGACGUCAGGAGAGUAAAAGAAAGAUCAAGGAAAAGGCAAAAGCGUAAGGGCCUUACCAGCCAUGCCCAAUAUACAGCGGGAUAUAUAAGCAGUGCACCAAGGGAGUGA